AAACGACAAAGCAACGGUCACAAAACAGUUCAAAGUUCUAAUGCUAAAUACGAAAAUGAUAAGAGAAGGAGAAGAAGAAGAAGAAGAGAAAGAAGAAAAGAGGCUCAUCAUUAGAAGCUGUAAAGUGGUAGAGUAUUUGCAGCCACUAAUGUCAAAAGAGCUUCUCUUCAAGUUCCCGGACAACUCUGCCUUCGACUUUGAUUACUCGCAGAGUUCAAUAUGGUCUCCCUUGGUGCCUCGAAUUCACAGUCCCAUGGAUUUUGGCUUGGUUACGCCGAGAAAGCUCACUUUUGGAUUUGGGUUUGAAUCAGAUAACAAUAAGAUCAACACAAGUGGCUCAAAGAAACUCACCUCAAGCAUCAAGAAGAAGAUGAAAUUGAAGAAGACGAAGAAGAAGAAGAACAGAGCUAAGGCUUCUGAAUUCUCUCCAACUCCUAUUAAAGGCGCUUGUGAUCUGUUCACUACCAAGGGAUGGGGUAAGCUGCUAAAAGCUGCCUCAAAACAUUUCAAGAAAAGGAAGAAAGAUCCUACAAGCCACGUGAAGCUCUCCAACUAUUUGAGAGAUUUAAGCAAGUGAAGUGAUAUCCCACUUCUUAUAUAGCUGAUUUGUAUUCAUUAUUGUUUUAAGAUGUGCACUACAAUAAGUUUAGCUUAAUGUUGUAUGUUGUAUUAUAGAUU
Molecule: messenger RNA, 678 nt
Organism: Hevea brasiliensis (rubber tree)
Lineage: Eukaryota; Viridiplantae; Streptophyta; Magnoliopsida; Malpighiales; Euphorbiaceae
Exons: 2
Coding region: 41-577 (178 amino acids)
Source: RefSeq, a predicted model, not a curated record